Messenger RNA from Eruca vesicaria subsp. sativa (arugula), 648 nucleotides. NCBI's taxonomy places the organism in Eukaryota, Viridiplantae, Streptophyta, Magnoliopsida, Brassicales, Brassicaceae. The record is from the annotation of a GenBank genome assembly.
AUGUCUUAUAAGACGGGUGAUGUGAGGUUAAACUUCCUUAGUCACCUCGUUGACGCCUUUGAGAGGCAUGGCAUUAACUUCUUCAUAGAUGUACACGAGCAGAAAGGCAAAGACCUCAAGAAUCUAUUUGUUAGGAUCGAAGACUCGAGCAUUGCUAUUGCUCUCUUCUCUCCAAGGUAUCCGGAGUCGAAGUGGUGUAUGGAUGAGUUAGUGAAGAUGAAGAAGCUUGUGGUUAAGAAAAAGCUCAUAGUGAUUCCAAUUUUCUACAAAGUGCAGGUAAAAGACGUUAGAAAUCUGAAAGGUGAGUUUGGUGAAAACUUCUAUAAGCUUGCGAAGGCUAAUCCAGAUCGGAUCACCAAGUGGAAAGAUGCUCUUGAAUGUAUAUGCAAUAAGAUGGGUAUGUCAUUGCCAGACAGGAGCUCUGAAGCAGAUUUUGUCAAGGAAAUUGUUAAAGAGGUUCAGAGGGUUUUAGAAGCAAUUCGAUUAGAGGAAGAAAAAAAUCAUUCUGUUUGUCAUUUGGGGAGGAAAACUGGAAAUAUGGGAUCUGAGCUUGAGUUUCCUUGUACCAAGAAGAGUAUUGGAAUUUCUGCGAUGGUUGUUGCUUUAAUAUUUGGUAUCUUGGGUUUGCUUAUGAUUUGCAGUAAGUAA